UCUCUCUCUCUCCCCCUCUCUCUCUUUCUCUCUGUAUGGUGCUCAGGUGUGCUCUUACAUGCUGAGACUCCAUGUCAUUCCCGCUCUAAUCACAGUCAGGGUCUGGAGCAGGUAAGCGCUGAUUCUGGAAGCGUACAGGGAAGACUGCUCAUACUUAGGUCUGGCAGCCAACGACCUGCAGGAUGGUUUCUCUGUUCCUGCUCGUGUUGCUGGUACCUGGGGCCCUCCUCCAGGAAGACUGUGAUGUCAACUCUUGCCACCCCCAGCUGGGGGACCUGAUGGUGGGCCGCGCUGCCCAGCUCUCCGCCUCCUCCACCUGUGGACGGAACGGGCCCCAGAACUACUGCAUCCUCGGAUACCUGGAGGAUGAGCAGAAGUGUUUCAAAUGUGACUCCAGGCAGCCCUACAACCUCUACAACAACCAAAACAGCCACCAGAUUGAGAACGUCAUCACCACCUUUGGCCCUGAGCGCAAGAUGAAGUGGUGGCAGUCUGAGAACGGGGUUCAUCAAGUCAGUAUCCGGCUGGAUCUGGAGACUCUAUUCCAGUUCAGCCAUCUUGUCCUCACUUUCAAGAGUUUCCGUCCUGCCGCCAUGCUGGUGGAGAGGUCCAAAGACUACGGGUACAGUUGGAAGGUGUUCCGUUACUUUGCCGAGGACUGUGCCUCCCACUUCCCUGGGGUCUCACAGGGGCCGGCUGACAGCACCGAUGACGUCGUCUGUGACAGCAGAUACUCCGCCUCAGAGCCAUCUACUGACGGAGAGGUGGUGUUGAAGGCUCUAGAUCCAAGCUUUGACAUAGAGAACCCAUAUGCUCCCCAUAUUCAAGAGCAGAUCACCUUGACCAACCUGCGGGUCAACUUCACCCAUCUGUUCACCCUGGGUGACACCCUACUGGGGCGGAAGAAGAGGAACCCUCAGGAGAAGUACUACUAUGCCCUGUACGAAAUGGUGGUGCGCGGCAGCUGCUUCUGUAAUGGCCAUGCCAGCAUGUGUAUGCCCGUGGAUGGCACCCGGGGUGACGUCUUAAAUGAGCCUGGCGUGAUUCACGGGCGCUGUGUAUGCCAACACAACACUGUGGGCACAAACUGUGAGAGAUGCCAGGACUUUUACAACGAUGUCCCCUGGAGGCCGGCUGGCCAAUCUGACCCACAUGCCUGCAGAAGGUGUAACUGUCACGGUCAUUCGGAGACAUGUCACUUCGACAUAGACCAGUACCAGGCCAGUGGGGGGGUCAGCGGGGGGGUGUGUGACGGCUGCCGACACGACCGCAUGGGUCCCCAGUGUGAACGCUGCCGACCCUAUCUCUAUCAAGACCCCCAGCUCUCCAUGGAAGACCCUCGGGGCUGUAUCUCAUGUGACUGUGACCUGACGGGGUCCCUGGAUAACGGCCUUUGUGACCCCGUGUCGGGCCGCUGCGUGUGUAAGGAGAACGUGGCAGGGGACAGGUGUGAUCGCUGUAAAUUUGGCUUCUACGGGUUCAGCCAGGAGGACCCCACUGGCUGCCAGAGGUGCAGGUGUAACUUCCUGGGUAGUGUCCUGAUCCCCUACCCAUGUGACCAGGUGACAGGCCAGUGUAUAUGUCAUCGCUUCGCCAUGGGACCCCUGUGUGACCAAUGUCUGCCAGGUUACUGGGGUCUGGGGAACACUGUACACACCUGCUCACCUUGUGACUGUGACCAUGGAGGAGCCUACAGCAGCACGUGCUCUUCAUUGGACGGCCAGUGUCAGUGCCUGCCAAACAUGGUGGGCCGGAGCUGUGGUGAUCCUGCCCCGGGACAUUUCCUGGCUGCUCUAGACUACUACCUGUAUGAGGCAGAGAACGCUGCCCCACUGGAGGGAAAAAGCUCCUCCCCUCUGUUGAAACCCACAGACCUGCCUGUGUGUGAGGAAUACUACAAACAGCAGGGCUAUGACAUCAAAUAUCAAAAUGGCCGCUUGGUCCUGACCAGGAGAAGCAAAAGACAAGCCAGGAGGAGAAGACAGGGACAGAGGUCCAUUCCCCUGGACCCAGGCUCAGCCCUCCAGAUUGUGCCCCGGGAGAGGACACCAGAUGUACCAAUCACUUGGACCGGCCCAGGAUUCGUGCGGGUCCUGGAUGGUGCUGGGCUUAGGUUCACUGUGGACAACCUCCCAGCGUCCCUCGACUACCAUCUAGUCAUCCGCUAUGAACCAGAGUCGCCAGAUGACUGGAUGGCCUCUGUGAGCAUUGUUCCAUUAUUGGCUGGUGACGGAGGUUGUCCCACUAGCCCGAAAGGGGAGAAAACCCUCACCAUACCUGGGGCUGCCAGGGUUGCCAUUUUGGAUACGCCUGUGUGUCUGAACGCGGGAAGAAGAUAUUAUGUGGACAUCACUUUUAGGAAGCAGCCCAACUCUAACCCUCAGUCCAGCUCACAUACCCUCGUCGACUCAAUGGGUCUGAUCCCUAAGAUGGAGUCUGUGCAGGACUUCUGUUCACAGAGUGAGCUGGACUCUUUUAGAAGAUUCCGCUGUUUUGAGUUGGCUGCUGAGCAGGAGACCCUGCCUGAUGUGUGUUAUGGCCUCAUUGGAAGCCUGUCGGCUCGCAUACACAACGGUGCCAUGCUUUGCAGGUGUAACAUCCAGGGUUCUCAUGGCCCCUACUGCAGUAAAUUCGGAGGGCUCUGUGAGUGCAAGGCCAACGUGGUUGGCCGCUGCUGUGACUCCUGCGCCCCCUUGAACUUCGGCUUCGGACCCAACGGCUGUGCACCCUGUGAGUGUGACCGUCGCGGUGCAGUGGCAGAGCUGUGUGACCAGGUCAGAGGUCAGUGUCCGUGUCGUAUGGAGGUGGGCGGGCGACGCUGUGAUCGUUGCCUGUCUGGGUACUACGGCUUCCCACUGUGUCGGCCCUGUAAGUGCAACGGCCUGGCUGAACUGUGUGACCAGGACACUGGAGCCUGCCUGGACUGCAGGGAGCACUCCACCGGAUACAAUUGUGAGAGCUGUGUGGAGGGUUACUUUGGUGACCCAGUCUCCAGGGAGCCCUGUAAGCCUUGUCUGUGUCCUGACACUCAGUCCAGUGGACGGUUCUUUGCCAGCACCUGCAACAAGGACCCAGAGUCUGGUAGCCUGACUUGUGACUGCCUGGCUGGACACACAGGUCUCCGCUGCGAUGCCUGCUCCGCUGGUUUCUACGGCGGCCUGACCGCGCCGGGCGGCGGCGGCUGCGAAGAGUGUCUCUGUAACAACAACAUCGACCCUGCUGACAGUGACGCGUGUGACAGUGUGACGGGCGAGUGUUUGCGUUGCCUCCACAACACCCAGGGACCCCGCUGUCAGAGCUGUAAGCCUGGCUACUAUGGAGACGCACUGGCCCAGGACUGCAAAGAGUGCUCCUGUGACCGGCAGGGAACGGAUGUGACCCAGUGCCCUCUGGGCAGCCCGUGUUUCUGUGACCCGCUGACGGGUCAGUGCCCGUGUCGGGCGGGCGCGGUGGGCACGCUGUGUGACGAGUGUGCCACCGGCUUCUGGAACAUUCAGGGAGAGUCCGGGUGCCAACCGUGCAAAUGUGACCCUGCUAACUCCUUCAAUAACCACUGUGACAAGGUGACUGGUCAUUGCCAGUGUCAUACUGAGUUUGGAGGAAGACAGUGUGAUGAGUGUGGGGAAAAUCACUUUGGGAACCCUGACCUGCAGUGUGUUUCCUGCGAUUGUAACAUGGAGGGUACCGACCGCCCCGCCUGCAACCCAUUGACGGGUGAGUGUCUGUGCCGCAUUGGUGUGAUGGGCAUCUUCUGUGAUGAGUGUGCCCCUGGGUAUGACCAAGUCUUCCCCGCCUGCCUCCCGUGCCACCCCUGUGCCGUCCUGUGGGCGGACAACGUCACCGACGUCCACCGUGCCGCCCAGAGGAUGCGCACCUUCAUCCCUCCCCACGGCGAACAGCUGGAGCCUGGACACAGUCGUCAGUUGCAACGAAUGCUAGAGAUGCACUCCAAGCUGGACUAUCUGGGGAACCUGACAGGGAGAUCUCUACCUCGGGUGAAAGACGUGGAGAAGCUGUGUGUCAUAAUCUCGAAGCUCAAAGACUCCAUAGACCCCAACGCCAUCAUCGUGGACUCAUCAUCUCUUCUGAACACUGAGAUCGACAACAUCCACCACGAGUUCAAGAUGCUGUUGGAUAACUUAAGGAACAAAAUCAGCGAGGCUCCAACACUAGAUCUAAAAGAAAUGCAGGAGGCCCUGGAGAAGAUCCGGAAGCAGCAUGCAGACUUCAUGGCUGAUGAGAAGAAGGUGAAGGAGGCCGAGAGGGCCCUGGAGAACUCCAUGGACACACGGCAGGAAAUCAAAGACCAUCUGUCCAGCUGCAGCAUCUUGGGAGACAUGGAGGGGCUGGAGAAGAAGGUCAAGGCUCUGAGUGUGGCCAAACUCAACAAAAACAUCUGUGGAGGCCCAGGCGAUGAGGAAUGCUCCAAAUCAGAGUGUGGGGGUGCGCUGUGUCGAGACUUCCUGGGACAGAGAGAAUGUGGGGGUCCUAUGUGCAAGGGCAGCUUCCCUGUGAGCCACAAUGCCACAAAAACAGCUGAGCAAGUAGAGAAUGACCUUAUCGACCUGCUCCAAAAACUAAAGGACUCCAAGAUCAAGAUCAAUGAGGCCAAACAGAUGACCCAAGGCACUCAUGAGCAGGCAAAGGAGCUACAGAAGAAGAUCACUGACAGCAAGGAGAAGUUUAAGAGGGAGAAGAAUGACACCAAGGACCUCAUCAAUAGGGUCAAAGACUACCUCACAGAUGAGAUGGUGGCGCCAGAGGACAUAGAGAAUUUGGUCAAGGUUGUUCUGGCCAUCCAGCUGCCGGGCUCUCCGGACGACAUCCGCUCCAUGAUCCAGAACAUCCGGGGCGUGCUGACCAACUUCAUUGAUUUCAAAGAGGAUCUGAAAAAACUGAAGGACCAAGCCAAGACAGCCCAGGACCUGCAGGAGAAGGCUCAGGCUAUCAGGGACAGAAUCAGGGGUAUUGAUGUUACGGAUCUCAAGAAAACCAUGACGGACACUGAGAAUACACAGGACAGGGUCGAGCAAGACCUGGAGAAGGCUAAGGAAAGCAAUGGCGUGUCGGACAAGAUGAUUAAAGAGAUUGAGAAGAAACUGAACAACAUAGAGACUAACUUGAACUCUACUAGAACUCCAGAGAUGCUGGAGGAGAUUGAGGUUCUGAAGAGCAAGACCGAGAUGAACAGAGAGCAGGCGGAGCAGGCCAAAGCUGAUGCAGAUGCAGCCAUAGGUGCCACUACUGACGCAGAGAAGGGGCUUGACAAGGUGACUGCGCUGUUUGAUAGGCUAAAGACGGGAAACACAAACCAGACCGAUAAUGAAGCGGCCAACGAACGCCUGAAGAACAUUACUGUGGAGGCAGAGAAAGUCGCAAAAGACGUCCAAGAUAAAAUGAAACAAAUUGACGACUUGGAGAAAAAGAUCCAAGACUUCAUCAGAAACAAAGAGGACAAGGCCAAGGAGGUUGCCAUGUUGCUGGAGAUGGUAGAAGCCCUCCAAAAGGAGAUUGCUGCGCGUGUGGAUGGUUACAUUAACUGUACCUCCUAACACCCCCAAGGUGGAUCAAGAGAUGAUUCAGGGUCACAGACAUCUGGACCGCUGCGCCACAAAAGGCCCUGCAUCUCAGUGCAAGAGGUGUCACUACAGUACCUGGUUCGAAUCCAGGCUGCAUCACAUCCGGCCAUGAUUGGGAGUCCCAUAGGGCGGCACACAAUUGGCCCAGCGUCGUCCGGGUUUGCCCGG
Messenger RNA from Oncorhynchus tshawytscha (Chinook salmon), 5747 nucleotides. RefSeq names its product laminin, beta 4 (gene lamb4). The transcript is spliced from 35 exons. The coding region runs from base 183 to 5552 and encodes 1789 amino acids. The record is from RefSeq and is a predicted model, not a curated record. Lineage: Eukaryota; Metazoa; Chordata; Actinopteri; Salmoniformes; Salmonidae.